Malaclemys terrapin pileata is the source of this 899-nucleotide messenger RNA. It is a transcript of the gene PCNP, whose product is annotated as PEST proteolytic signal containing nuclear protein. NCBI's taxonomy places the organism in Eukaryota, Metazoa, Chordata, Testudines, Emydidae. The coding region runs from base 51 to 644 and encodes 197 amino acids. Gene Ontology annotation, cellular component: nucleus. The record is from RefSeq and is a predicted model, not a curated record. Gene Ontology annotation, biological process: protein ubiquitination; proteasome-mediated ubiquitin-dependent protein catabolic process. The transcript has 6 exons.
AAGGAGGCUACCGCGCAUGCUCAGAACCCGGGGGGAGGCGGUGGGGGAAAAUGGCGGACAGCAAAGAGGGAGAAGAGAAGCUGAAGCAGCCGCAGGCAGACGGAGUUAAGAAACAUCAUGGACAGGCUGUUUGUAUGACUUGGAAAACAUGGCAGGAAAUUAUAGGACCUGAAGAAGAGGCAGAAAAACCUGUGAAAACUAAGACUGUUUCUUCCAGUAAUGGAGGGGAAAGUUCGAGUCGAAGCGCAGAGAAACGAGUAGCUGAUGAAGAAGCUGAAGACUUCACCACAAAGCCUGCUCCUGCCAAAAUGUCCAAGUUUGGAUUUGGCAUAGGCAGUCAGACAGCAAAGAAGGCACCUGUGAUAUCCAUCAAACUUGGAGCAAAUAAACCUAAAGAGCCUGCUCCCACCCUUGCUCCAAAAACCCUUUCUGUAGCAGCAGUUUUCAAUGAAGAUGAUGAUAGUGAACCAGAAGAAAUGCCUCCAGAAGCAAAGAUGCGCAUGAAGAAUAUUGGAAGAGAUACACCAACCUCAGCAGGACCAAAUUCUUUCAACAAAGGAAAGCAUGGGUUUUCUGACAACCAGAAGUUGUGGGAACGGAACAUAAAAUCUCAUCUUGGAAAUGUCCCUGAGGAGGAUGACUAAAUGAUAUCUGUGGAGAUUUGGGUGUGGGGGGGAGGGCAGGGUGUGACAUUAAAGGAACAGUUUCCUUUUUUAAGAAUGGUCUGAGAUUUACCUUUGGAGCCACUUUUUCUAAAGAUUGAGUGGUACAAUAAUAACUGAGUUUGAAAUUAGAGGUAAUUUAUGUUUUGUAUACAGAUUUCAACGCAUUUGCUAAUUUUGUAGUUCUAUGUGAUUAGUUUCAAAAGGUUACAAAUAAUAAAGAAAUUGGAAGUGGUA